This is a messenger RNA of Archocentrus centrarchus (flier cichlid), 4486 nucleotides long. RefSeq names its product bromodomain containing 2a (gene brd2a). Gene Ontology annotation, cellular component: chromatin; nucleus. Gene Ontology annotation, biological process: regulation of DNA-templated transcription; chromatin remodeling. The record is from RefSeq and is a predicted model, not a curated record. The transcript is spliced from 12 exons. NCBI's taxonomy places the organism in Eukaryota, Metazoa, Chordata, Actinopteri, Cichliformes, Cichlidae. Bases 1453 to 3891 code for a protein of 812 amino acids.
AAUUUAUUUAUUUUAAACUCCAGACUUUGAUGUUAAAUAUUUAAAUGUAUUUUUGAUAUAUUUACAUAUUUAUUAAAUAUGUGGUGUAAUGUGUGUUUUUACAGCACCAUACGAUGAAAACGUUAGAAAUAUGUGACGGAGCGCUGGUGUGUGUGUCGGUGUUUUUCCGUGUAUUUGUGACAUUGCAGGGAGUUGUAACCUUGGUGUGGGGGAUGGGCAGAGUGGUUAAGUAACCUUUUGUGAAUCGGAGGUUUUGAUGAGUGAUGAAUUUUUUUUUAAAGCUGCGUUAAAAUGUUUAUUAAUUGGGUAUAUUUGUAGGAUUAUUUUGGUGUUUUGUCGUUUGUCAGAGCCACGGAGGUGUGGAGGUAUUUAUCUGUAAAAGCAGAGAUAAUGCGAUCAUGUUCUCGGGCUUUGUUAGUGUUUUGUGUAAAUCCUUUGGUUGAGUCUGAUUUAAUCAAGAAUGAGGUGGAUCGUGAAAACUGCUGUGUCAUUCAGGCGUUGGUUUCUAUGACCUCGUUACGGUGUUUAUUUUAUUGCAGGUUGUAUUUAUUGUUGGAUGGUGUAAAUGAGUUACAGCAUAAACAUCUCUAAGUUGAAAAAAAAACCCGGGAGGCCUGAUCUGCGCCUUUUCUCGGCGAUGAGGCUUUGUGUGUCGGGAAGGCCUCGUUUUUGUGACACGGCUGGUUUCAUGGUUGAAAUUGUGUUGCUUUCUUCUGUAGGUAACGGGUUACGCACUUCAGUUGUGCUUGUAAACCGAAUACACAACGUUAUUUGUACUUUUGUUGAGGUUUUGUGGUGUUAGUUGGUCACUGUUUGAUCCUAACACAGUGUUUCAGUGUGCUUAAAGAUGGCGGCCUCAUUUCUCUUCCCGCAGACAAAAAUGCGGAUGUGCAGGUUUGCAGAGCGCUCGUGGGAAGAAGCCCUUGGCUCUCCGAGGGUAUGCGUGACGGGAUGUAGGACCCAAUCAGCUUCUUGGUAUUUACCCUGAAACCCCGCGUUACAACAGUUUGGACCAAUCCCCGCCGUCGCUCUCCACACGUUGACGUAAUGUAAUAUGAUUUUUGUGGAGGGUAAUAUGGCGGAGCUAGCUAGCUAACAGUAUAUUGUAAGUGCUGGAUGGGAUGAACCAAUAGUGUUGUGCAAUUUAUUUGACGGACAGGAAAAUCUUGCGAAUAGGCUGCCCUGAAUUACAGGUUGUGGAGUUUCAGUAUUUAGGGGUGUGGCGGUUUUGACUGACGUCGUGAACAGCCAGUAGGAACUCGAAGGGCGGGGACACUCUGUGGCGGUCUGUCCAAUACGGUGAACGACCGGUCUAUAAAAAGUCGGGUGUAGUCACGUAGUCGCCAUUUCAGCGAAGCAGAUCAGAAGGAGAUCUCAGUGGCGGGGAGUAGAGACGACUGGAGACGGAUCCUGGUUUGAGUGUAGCUAAAAACCGAAUCCGGAUCCAUCCCAAUGGAAGUGGCUGUUAACCCGACGUUUAACAGCUCCCAUGCUGGGCCUGAUGUCGGUAUGUUGGGAAUAAUGCUGGAUCAGAACUGCGGCGCAGCUGGAAAACGCAUCCGAAAACCUUCACUGCUCUACGAGGGCUUCGAGAGUCCCGGGAUGCCCCCCCACAGCCACAUAGUCCCUUCGGGGCCACCUCAGCCCCCGGUGAAGGACCCCGGCCGGCAGGGGAGGAUGACCAACCAGCUUCAGUUCCUGCAGAAAGUCCUGCUCAAGUCUUUGUGGAGGCACCACUUUGCGUGGCCCUUCCAUGAGCCCGUGGACGCCAUCAAGCUCAACCUGCCGGACUAUCACAAGAUCAUCAAGAAUCCCAUGGACAUGGGCACCAUCAAGAAGAGAUUAGAGAAUAACUACUACCGCAGUGCCAGUGAGUGCAUGCAGGACUUCAACACCAUGUUUACCAACUGCUACAUUUACAACAAGCCGACAGAUGACAUCGUCCUGAUGGCUCAGUCUCUGGAAAAGGCGUUCCUGCAGAAAGUGGCUCAGAUGCCUCAGGAAGAGGUGGAGCUGCCGCCCCCACCUCCUCGGAGCAAGCCGGUCAAAAGCAGCAGAAAAGGCAAAAGUAAUGCAGUUUCUGGAGGGGUGACAACAGCUCAUCAAGUCCCAGCUGUCUCUCAGUCAGCGUACUCACCUCCCACCCCAGAAACACCCGACUCCAUCCUCUCCACCUCUCCACAGACCAUCUUGACCAAGAGCAUGCCCCCCAGCUUUCACACUGAGCAGACUAUACCCACCAUCACAGGUCUGCUGCCCACGCAGCCCACGGCUAAGAAAAAAGGUGUGAAACGGAAAGCAGACACGACCACGCCAAGCACCGUACCCAUGCCAAUAAUGAGCACCAUGGGCGUCAGCGGCAUCGGCCUGGGGCACGACUUGCCGCUCACCCUCACCUCUCUGGGGGUGGACCACAACUCUGGGAUGGGAAUGAACAUGAACAUGGGCCGAGGAGCGAUGGUUACAGGCGCCAAAGGAGCGGGGGGGAACAGGAGAGGAGUGAGCGGACGACCCAUCAAACCUCCCAAGAAGGACUUACCGGAUUCGAUCUUGCCGCCGCCGGUGCGCCGCAACAAGCUGAGCCCCCAGAUGCGUUACUGCGGCGGCGUCCUGAAGGAGCUGCUGUCGAAGAAGCACGCGGCGUAUGCGUGGCCGUUUUACAAGCCCGUGGAUGCCACGUCGCUGGGUCUGCACGACUACCACGACAUCAUUAAACAGCCCAUGGACCUCAGCACCAUCAAGAGGAAGAUGGACAGCAGAGAGUACCGAGACACACUGCAGUUCUCCGCUGAUGUCAGACUGAUGUUCUCCAACUGCUACAAGUACAACCCUCCGGACCACGAUGUGGUGGCCAUGGCCAGAAAACUGCAGGAUGUGUUUGAGUUCUGCAUCGCUAAGAUGCCAGACGAGCCUCCGGCACCACCCAGCUCCUCCUCUUCAUCCUCCUCCUCUUCUUCCUCCUCUGAGAGCGAGCUCAGCAGUGAAAGCGAGGAGAGCGACAGCAGCCCGAGCUCCGACUCUGAGGAGGAGAGGGCGACCCGGCUGGCAGAGCUGCAGGAGCAGCUCAAAGCUGUUCAUGAGCAGCUCACCGCGCUCUCUCAGGGCCCCAUCACCAAACCCAAGAAGAAGAAGGACAAAAAAGACAAAAAGAAGAAGAAGAAAGUUGAAAAAGAGAAGCACCGGAGGAUAGAGGAAGAGCAGCUGCCUGUUAGGCCCCCCAAGACCCCGAAAAUGGCCAAGACUCCAAAAUCCAAGAGCAGCCGAGGAAUGGCCUGUCCUGUAAUGCCGAUGAAGAAGCCACCGAGCAAGAAAAACAAGAGCAAAUCCAAAAAGACCACCAUCAUCCCCCAGAUGGUCCACGAUCCCCUCGUGAGUCAUUUCGACUCCGAUGAAGAGGAGGAGACCGCGCCCAUGUCGUACGAUGAGAAGCGUCAGCUCAGUCUGGACAUCAACAAGCUGCCCGGCGAGAAGCUCGGCCGCGUCGUUUACAUCAUCCAGUCCCGCGAGCCGUCGCUCCGAGACACCAACCCCGAGGAGAUCGAGAUCGACUUUGAGACGCUGAAGCCGUCGACGCUGAGGGAGCUGGAGAGAUACGUCAUGACGUGCCUGAGGAAGAAACCUCGAAAGCCAUACGCGAGUAAGAAGAACAGCGCUGGAAAGUCCCGGGAAGAACUCGCUCUGGAGAAGCAGCUGGAGCUGGAGAGACGGCUGAUGGACGUCAGCGGGCAGCUCAACUCUGGAAAGAAGCCCCUGAAGACCAAACCAGAGAAACCUGCAGCCGACGCUCACACCCAGCCGUCGCGUCUCAGCGCCAGUAGCUCCUCCUCCGACUCCUCUUCAUCAUCCUCUUCGUCGUCCUCCUCAGACACGAGCGAAUCGGACUCGGGCUGAGAGAUGAACUGUUUCCUAUGAAAGAGUUCCUGCUUCUUCUCCCCCUGAGUGGACUGAACCGAUUUAAGCUGCUGAGUGUGGAGCUGCAGGAUGGGGUCGGCGAGCCCCGCAGAGAUGGAGGAGGUUCCUGCUCUUCUCUGGAGGACCGACGUCGGCGGGCGUAGCGAGGGACGCUCCAUCUCCUGCACAUAAAGCAGAUGGACGCGUACGUUGGGGGGAUCAGGGGGCUAGAGCCAGAAUGUGUCUCAUUUCUGGAGAUGAUUUUCCCUCCUCAGCGUGCUCCUGUCUUUGUGCUGUACAGUUAUUUCUUUUAUAAAGAAGCUAAUUUAUUCCCUCAUUGUGGGAACGCUGGAACUGGCAUGAGUGCAGUUUUAGUUUUUUCUGGUUGGAUAAAGAGGGGAGCGUUCCUCACAAUUUUCAUGCAGGCAUUAAAGUGUCUGCACACAGAAGCACCUUCAGAUCAGAGGAGCUGCUGAACAUCUGCAGGAGUCAUCCCUGAAUAUUUCUGUUUGAUCCAUUUCUGUGUAAACGUGUUGCUUUUUCUAAUGUGACCAAUCUGCUAAUAAACUGUGGGGACGUGUUCGGUCCUCAGGAA